GAGAUCUUAACCAUAACCGAACUCUAACUCUAACCUCGCGAGAGUUCGUCCCUCCAGUUUAUCCAACCUAGCAUUGCAUUUUCUCUGCAUUAAAGUAACAUUUCAUUAUAACGUCAACCUGACCGACAGUGAGUAAUUAACCGCUAGUCAUUUGACUUUAGCGGGACUUAAUUAACGGACACGGCGGUAACUUUGAACGGAAGGGACAUUUACAGUUGUUGCAAACUGCGGUGACAGUUUCAUCAGCAGGUCUUUCAGUGAAGGGAGGAGUCGUGCUGAUGCAGAGCCCACCUCUGCUUCAGCUGUCUGAAUGAUAAAUGAAGGAAUAAGAUGAGCAGGACUCAGUAAAAGACGUUACAGAGGGCAGUAAAGGCAUUAUACUGACCAUGCUGCUGCAGAGGCUGACACUGUGUUCAAGGAUCCCACCGGAUUCCCUGAGACACGUACGCUGGUUGCUCACCAGACCACUGUUGCAAGCUCCCCAGGGAAGGGCCCAUGGCAGCUCCUUUGCCCACCGCGGUGAACUGCGCCAGGCUAAGAGGAUUGUAGUCAAGCUCGGCAGUGCUGUGGUCACCCGCGGUGAUGAGUGUGGUCUGGCUCUGGGGAGGCUGGCCUCCAUCGUGGAGCAGGUGGCAAUGCUGCAGAAUCAAGGCAGGGAGAUGAUGAUUGUCACCAGUGGAGCAGUGGCCUUUGGCAAGCAAAGGUUAAGACACGAGAUCCUGCUGUCUCAGAGUGUCCGACAGGCCCUGCACUCUGGACAAAAUCAACUCAAAGAUAUGUCUCUGCCAGUGCUUGAGGCCCGGGCCUGCGCUGCGGCUGGACAGAGCGGUCUGAUGGCCCUAUAUGAGGCCAUGUUCACCCAGUACAGCACCUGCACCGCACAGGUCCUUGUGACAAAUCUGGAUUUCCAUGAUGACCAAAAGAGGCAGAACCUCAACAGCACGCUGCAGGAGCUGUUGCGCAUGAACAUCGUGCCCAUUAUCAACACAAACGAUGCCGUGGUGCCCCCGCCGGAGCCCAACAGCGACCUGCAGGGGGUAAAUGUGAUCAGCAUUAAGGACAAUGACAGCCUGGCGGCGCGGCUAGCUGUAGAGAUGAAGGCUGACCUCCUCAUCGCACUGUCUGACGUGGAAGGACUGUACAACAGCCCCCCUGGGACAGAUGACGCCAAGCUCAUUGACAUCUUCUACCCUGGAGACCAGCAGUCCAUCACCUAUGGUACGAAGUCCAGAGUUGGAAUUGGAGGCAUGGAGGCUAAGGUCAAAGCUGCCCUCUGGGCGCUGCAAGGUGGCACCUCAGUGGUCAUUGCGAAUGGCACUCACCCCAAAGUAACAGGUCAGGUCAUCACUGACAUUGUGGAGGGCAAGAAGGUGGGCACCUUCUUCUCUGAGAUCAAACCUGCUGGCCCAACUGUAGAGCAGCAGACAGAAAUGGCACGCAGCACUGGAAGAACACUGGCAUCUCUGCACCCAGACCAGAGGAGUGAGAUAAUCUGCCAUCUAGCAGAGCUUUUGACUGAAAGGAAGGAAGAGAUUCUGGCUGCCAACAAGAUGGACAUGGACCUGGCUGUCAAUGCAGGCCAUUUGCCACCUGCCAUGCUGAAGCGUCUGAGCCUGUCACCAGCCAAACUUAACAGUUUGGCUAUAGGUCUGCGUCAGAUAGCUGUAGCAGCCCAGGACAGUGUGGGUCGUGUGCUGCGCAGGACCAGGGUGGCUCACAACCUGGAGCUGGAGCAGAUCACUGUGCCCAUUGGGGUUCUUUUGGUCAUCUUUGAAGCUCGACCUGACUGCCUGCCACAGGUGUCAGCCUUGGCCAUAGCUAGUGGCAACGCCCUCCUUCUGAAGGGAGGCAAGGAGGCGGCCAACACCAACCGUGUCCUCCACCAGCUCGCCCAGGAAGCCCUUUCCAUGCACGGAGUCAAAGAGGCUAUUCAACUGGUGAGCACUCGUGAGGAGGUGGAGGAUCUGUGCCGACUGGACAAGAUGAUUGAUUUGAUUAUCCCAAGAGGUUCAUCCCAGCUGGUGCGAGACAUUCAGCGGGCGACCAAGGGCAUUCCAGUGCUGGGUCACAGCGAGGGAAUCUGCCAUGUCUACGUCGAUGUAGAUGCCAGUGUCGACAAAGUCAUUAAGAUUGUCAGAGACUCAAAGUGUGAUUACCCAGCUGCAUGUAAUGCCAUGGAAACUCUGCUGAUCCACCGGGACAUCCUCAGGACGCCGCUGUUUGACCAGAUCAUUGACAUGCUGCGCAAUGAACGAGUGAAGAUCCAUGCAGGCCCUCGGUUCGUGUCCUACCUGACAUUUAGCCCGUCAGAGGCCAAGUCAUUGCGGACAGAGUACGGUGACCUGGAGUGCUGUGUGGAGGUGGUGGACAGCAUGCAGGAGGCUGUGGACCAUAUACACAAGUAUGGCAGCUCUCACACGGACGUUAUCAUCACAGAAAACGAGGACACAGCAGAGCAGUUCCUGCAGCAGCUGGACAGCGCCUGUGUUUUCCGGAACGCCAGCUCACGUUUUGCUGAUGGCUACCGCUUUGGACUGGGAGCAGAGGUAGGUAUCAGCACGGCGCGUAUCCAUGCCCGGGGCCCCGUGGGCCUGGAGGGGCUGCUCACAACCAAGUGGGUUCUGAGAGGUGAUGGGCACACGGCAGCCGACUUCUCUGAGAACGGUACCAUGAAGUACCUCCAUGAAAACCUGCCUAUCGGGCAGCCUCUAGCUGGGCAGAGGGACAGCAACUAGACCAGAGACACUUACCCACUCACUUGGCCUUAACAGUGGUCGAAAAUUGUUUGCCCACCAGCAGUCUUGUUGCAAAUAAUGGCUGAUGUCACUGUUUUAAACCUCUGAAGCGCACAGCAUGGAGAGAGACGCUCAACACUCUAAUGAUCUAUUCUAUCAGCACAACUACACAGGUGUCUCUGUUCUACCUAUACUGUUGUUCAGGGACUAAGAGUUUACAAAGGUUUAAGUUCUACCUCAGCUUGUGAUACUAAGUCACCCUCAUUGGCCCCGGCAGGAGGUAUUUAUGUGGUGAUCACAACACAUAAUACCUCUAUAGUUAGAAACUUGUGACCAAGAAGGGGGUUAACCAUGAUUACUUACUUUUAAGACAAACUGCACAAUUGUUAUUAGACAUGCGUCAAAAGAAACUGAAGUUGGCAAGUUGUAUCUUUUUAAAUCUAAAGUAUUUUUUUCUGUUCUCAUAAAAACUCAAGUUGCUGCUGUAAUUGAGUUAUGUAACUGAAAGCUUAACUUUGUUGUAGCUGAUUGCAUUCACUCAUUAUCCACAAGGUUCAUACUGAUCGUACUGUAAGUGCUUUCUUUGUUCAUGUAACAUCAUUUUUUUUCCCUUUUCUUUCUGUAUUUUCUCUUACUUUCUUGAUGUACAAACCUUUUACUUAAAGGCGCUGGUCUAGGUAAUUUCAGACAUGGACUAAUACCACUAUAAGUUUGCAUUUAAUAGAUUUUUAUUUUUAACUUUCUCUUAGUUUAACCAAAUCCUGGUUAGUGACAGAUUUUAAGACUUCCUGUAGUAAAACCUAAUUACAGGAUUGAAAUUAGAAUAAAAUAGUAUGUAAUUAUAUAAUAUAGUAAUUAUCAGAAAUUUAUGAGAUCUGUUAUAUAGUACUGCAAGUUAAAAUACAAUCCAACUUUUAUGCAUUGCUUUUCCUUACUUUUUUUUUUUUUAUUUGAUCAUUGUUACAACUUGUUCUCAUUUUUCCAUGCUUUGCUGCUUGUUCCUUGUGGUGCCCAGAGCCUCUGUCAGAGCAGGAACAGUAAUUGACAAGCUGCCUCCUUCAAGCUGGAGGGGAAAACGCGACUGCUUUUAAAUUAAGCUCUGUAACAUUCCAGCCUCUGAGCUCCUAUCUGAUGUCUUGUAAUGCACACUUAAGGAUUGGUUUGGAUUGUUUUAAUAGCACUAUUGUAGAAUUUUAAAAAAUGUUAAAAAAGAAUAUUUGGAAAUUGAAGUUCUUAAUUUCUUUGAUUUUUGCAGUUGAAAUGUUGAGGGUUUUUUUUUUUUUACUCAUAUGUUCAUCUCUGUCCUGGCACUAGUCUUUCUAUUUUCACAAAGAACACAAAUUAAUGGGAAAAAAAAGUCUGAUCUGAAAAACAGAUGUCUAAAAAGGGCCUUUUUAAAGUUGCCCAUAGGGGAAUUCGCAUUGCUGGAAGUGGGGCAAGGAAGAUGGAAGACAAUACUAUAGAGGUUUAAUUAUCCAGCCAUCAGAAAUGAAAAGAGGGAGAAGGAGAACUGAGACUAAUAAUGGAAUCACAGGCUUAUGUUCUGGGUUUCUCUGUUUCUUUCUUUUCUUUCUCUCUUCUAUCAUCUAAAGAAUUCAUUCUCCAAAACGCACUACUUACCCUUCAAUCAGCUUCCCAUCACCAAGUCCAAAGGGUUCAGAGAUAAAGAGGGAGACAAAACUCGGAUCUCACUCUUUUGUCCUUUUUAUGUGUGAAGCGAUUGAAAAUAUCAUCUAAAUGACUUGAGGUAGAGAAGGAACAAUCCAGGGACAUUGAGUAUUGCCUGUUUGGUGCAUUGUGUUUUAUGGAAUUGUAUUUUACAAUAUCAGAUGCAUCAAAGUUGUUUGCUACAGUUACAGUAGCUAUUCAGGUGUACGUGUGUUUACCCAGUUGAUAUACAGUAUUAACACCAGUUUUCUACUUAAGCAUCAACAGGACACUGGAGAGUGUUUUCUUAUGGAAUUAGGCUUCAAUUGCCAGGUUUCGAACUGGAAUUCCUCUGUUUUAUUCUAAGGUCUAGUAACUGCAUGGUUUUGCAUUGAAAUAUUCAUAUCUUUGCAAUAAACUGUGACCCUGUGUGUCAGAUUAAACAAAAUUGUUCCCAA
Molecule: messenger RNA, 4840 nt
Organism: Thunnus maccoyii (southern bluefin tuna)
Lineage: Eukaryota; Metazoa; Chordata; Actinopteri; Scombriformes; Scombridae
Gene: aldh18a1
Product: aldehyde dehydrogenase 18 family, member A1
Exons: 18
Coding region: 387-2735 (782 amino acids)
Cellular component (GO): mitochondrion; cytoplasm
Molecular function (GO): glutamate 5-kinase activity; glutamate-5-semialdehyde dehydrogenase (NADP+) activity; ATP binding
Source: RefSeq, a predicted model, not a curated record